Messenger RNA from Haliotis rufescens (red abalone), 576 nucleotides. RefSeq names its product fibronectin type 3 and ankyrin repeat domains protein 1-like. NCBI's taxonomy places the organism in Eukaryota, Metazoa, Mollusca, Gastropoda, Lepetellida, Haliotidae. The record is from RefSeq and is a predicted model, not a curated record. The coding region runs from base 1 to 576 and encodes 191 amino acids. The transcript has a single exon. Gene Ontology annotation, molecular function: protein binding.
AUGGUAGAAGCUGUGUUUGGUAAACAGUCAGUGUUUGACUUCCUGAAACAAAAAGGUGCAGAUCUGACACUGGUUGAUAAAACGGGAGAUGGUGUGUUCACUCUCGCCCUUCAGGGAGGAUGUCGCCACAUCAUAGAACAAUUAUCUCCAGAUGGACAACAUAUGAAGAAGCCCUCUCCAUGGAAUGAACUGAUGAGAUCAAUAGUGACGGGUUGGAUGUACCGUCCGAGGAUUUACGGUGAAAACAGCCCUGUCCUGGUUCAGACAGACCAGUUUGGAGACAGUUUACUACAUCUGGCCUGUCGGGGAGGUAACAGACAGUGUGUGGAGUAUCUGCUCCCAUCCUAUGACAUCAACGUCCGAGGUCGGUAUGACUGGACACCGGUCAUGAUGGCGGCUGUGUGUGGCCAUGAUGAUGUCUUCCAGUUGCUGGUGUCUCACAACCCAGAUCUCUCUCUGGUCUCAGACACAGGUGAAGAUGUCCUCACCCUGGCUCAGCGAGGGAGAAGCAAUGUCAUUGUCAAAUACCUAAGGGAUCAUUCAGGACAGGGACAUUCUCGUGAAUCGGAAAGAUGA